GUGCCCACCUUGGACGCCUUGUCACUCGUCAGGUGCCACCUUCUCGCCCGGCAUCCACUACAUCGGCGAGCGGACUGUUACCGAUGACGACACCUGGCUGACCGCCAAAAUGAUUGCCAUUGCCGGCGACCCCGAGUACCCCAUCUCGUGGCACAAGAUGGGCUACGAGAACGAAGACACGCAUGAGAGAGACGGCACCGGCAAGGGCGCAUACGAUGUCAUCAAGAUUGCUGACCAACCGCUGGUCAGGUGAGAGAGAGGGCGGGAGGGGACCGGAGAGAGGCUAAUGAGAUGAACACACACAGGGAGGCUCAUUGCUGCCGUCUGUGUAUGUGGGCGGUAGGUUGCGUGCUGGCACUGAUGAGUACGAGAAGGAGUUGUGUCGCCAUUUCCCUGGCAAGGAGCGGGCCGUGUCGGAGUGGAUCAAGACGGUUAAGGAGGCUGCGGCAGAGACAAUGGUGUUCUUAGUCUCCCGCGCAUGGACACCAACGGUGCAGCGGAUCUGGCGCGCUCUGCUGGGCCGCAACGGCUUCAAGUGGGCCGGCAAGACAACACACGAGGUGAGCACACAUCCAUCCAUCCAUCCACGCCCGCAUUGUGUGUCUUGUGUAAAGGUCAUCGCCAGUCUUGGUUUCUCUGCGCGCGAAGAGCAGAUCCUCUGCGGCCAACACGGCACCACGGGCGAGGCGCCUCGCGACUUGUGCUUCCUCCUCCACGCGUGGGUCGUACACCAUUUCAUCAAUGGAGGCUACUUCCCUGUCGGCGGCCCGAUGUCGAUCGUCAAGACACUCUCGUCGACCAUCCACAAGGCAGGCGGUCGGGUGUUCGUGAGGGCGCAUGUCGAGAGGAUCCCCGUGGAGAACGGUGACUUGAGCAGGGAUGAGAUGAGAUGCGUGCCACGAGGCAGCCGUGCUGAGGAAUUGGUGGUGCCGUGUGUGUAUGCAGGCGAGGCUGUUGGUGUUGUUCUCGCCAACGGUGACACAAUCAAGAGCCGCAUGGGCGUGAUAUCAGCUGCAGGGCUGUCAGCGACACUGGUGAUGCUGCCAUACGCCACAUACACGGCAUCCCUGCUCAUGGUCUCCUUUUUCGCUUGCUUCGCAGCAUCACCUGCUGUCGCCUGCUGACGUGGAGCGCUAUAUGGCGGCUGAGAUGAAGUUCCUCCGCCAGGUCGGCGGGGGGGUGUCGUGUGUGUGUGGGUUUGUUGGCAUUAAUGGCACCGCCGAGGAGCUCAAACUGCCCUCCAGCAACUUGUGGGGGUUCCCUGAGGAGGCAACUGAGGUCAGCUAGGCGCAGAAGACGCUAACGUGUUCUCAUGGUGUGUCGUGUCUGUUAAUAUCAAUCAGGGUCAUGACAUGGACGAGAUCAUCAUGAAGUACCGCAACAACCUGCUAGACUUCUCAGUCGAAGACGGCUUUUGCUUCAUUUGUGCGCGCGAUGCACCUAAUCCCAUGUGCUUCAAUUGACGCAAAUGGCCUCUCUCUUGUUUGGUUGGCUGGCUUGUGCAGCCUUCCUGUCUGCGCGUGACCCUGCCUACACGCAUCUGCACCCCGACACCACUUCCUGCUUCAUCGCGGCGGAGGCAGCACCAGAGGCAUACGAGCAGCUCAAUGAAGGUGGGUCACUGUCAGGGGAUGGAUCGGCAGGGACUGCGAUCUGAUUGGCCGUCUCUGCCUCCUGUGUGUGGUUUGACAGCGCUGGGAGGGGCUCACACGGAGAGGCGCACCAAGGCCUACAAAAAUACCAAGAAGCAGCUGGAGACCAAACUCAAAAACCUGCUGCUCAAACACUUCCCGCAGCUGGAAGGUCGGCCAUAGAUAUACCUGAGGGUCCCUGCAGGUGUCUAAGGUGCGCCUGUGUAUCUUGUGUGCUUGCAGGUCGAAUCACGAGUUUCGACGUCUCCACUCCAUUGUCGAUGUACCACUACCUCAAGAGAUUCGCAAGCUACGGCCUCCGCCAGACUCCCGAGCGCUUCACCCACACCCUGCCUCGCGUCGGCACGGCCAUCCGCAAAUUCUACCUGACAGGCGAAGACCUGGUAUCGGGCGGAUUCAUAGGUGAGCAGAUCCCCCAUAAAUGCAGCCGGCAUGACCAAUGGGCGUGUGUGCGUUUCAGCCGCUGUGGCGUCUGCGAUGGUGACGGCGACUCACGUGCUGGGCUACACGCCGCUGGACAUUCUGACCGGCCAUCAUCUGCUGAAUGACCUCCCCAAUGUGCCCCAGCCACCCACACUCGAACAGCUGACUCAGGCAGCCAAGACAGAGGCGAUGUGA
This is a messenger RNA of Vitrella brassicaformis, 2270 nucleotides long. The record is from the annotation of a GenBank genome assembly. NCBI's taxonomy places the organism in Eukaryota, Vitrellaceae.